AUGCCCUCUGCCGCCCCGUCCGUCGCAGAGCUCGAUGCCUCUGUCGUCAAGAUCACCCGCUCCGCCAACCUGCGGCCGGUUCCUGCGCCAGGCUCCCCAGAAGAGCUGAGCCACUCCUACUGCACGGAUCAUAUGGUGACGGUCCGGUGGACAGACGCCAAGGGCUGGGAGACGCCCGAAGUCAGACCGUACGAGAACCUGAGCAUCCCGCCCACCGCGUCCUGCCUGCACUAUGCCACCGAGUGCUUCGAGGGCAUGAAGGUGUACCGCGGCUACGACGGCAAGCUGCGUCUGUUCCGGCCAGACUGCAACGGCGAGCGGCUUGUGAUGAGCGCGCAGCGCGCCUCGCUGCCCAGCUUUCCGUUCGAGGAGCUCAAGCGUCUGGUCGCCAAGUUGAUGCAGAUCGAUGGACCUCGUUGGCUCCCCAAGGACCAGCCCGGCCGCUUCCUCUACCUCCGUCCCACCAUGAUCGGUAACGGCCCCCAUCUCGGCGUCCAGACCCCCAAGGAAGCCCUCCUCUUCAUCAUCGCCGUGCCCUGGCCCGACAUGUCCAAGAAGGCGCCCCAGCCCGGCGCCAAGCCCGGCCUGAAGCUGCUCGCCUCGCAGCCCGACACCAUCCGCGCCUGGCCCGGCGGCUUCGGCUACGCAAAGCUGGGCGCCAACUACGGGCCCUCGCUGGCCGCCCACGGCAAGGCCCAGGCCGUCGGCUUCGACCAGGUGCUGUGGCUGUUCGGUGAGGACCGCCAGGUCACCGAGGCCGGCGCCAGCAACUUCUUCGUCGUCUGGGAGAACAAGGAGACCGGGAAGCGCGAGCUGGUCACCGCUCCGCUGGAGAACCAGCUCAUCCUCCCGGGUGUGACACGUCGUAGUGUCUUGGAGUUGGCGCGUGAGCAGCUCACUCGUCCUGUGGGUGAUCUGGCACCAGUCGAGAUUGUGGAGAAGACGUUUACGAUCGGCGAGGUGGAGCAGGCCUGGAAGGAGGGCCGCGUCGUCGAGGCCUUUGUGUGCGGUACUGCGUACUUCAUCACCCCCGUCAAGCUUAUUCGUAACGGCGAGGUGGAUAUGGACAUGGGCAGUGCCGGAUACGCCGCGCAGUUCAAGACGUGGCUCGAGGGCAUCAUGUUCGGAAAGGACGGCAAGGAGAGCCAUGAAUGGGGUUAUGUGAUUGAGGGCGAGAGCGAAAAAUAG
Molecule: messenger RNA, 1188 nt
Organism: Aspergillus terreus NIH2624
Lineage: Eukaryota; Fungi; Ascomycota; Eurotiomycetes; Eurotiales; Aspergillaceae
Product: branched-chain amino acid aminotransferase, cytosolic
Exons: 3
Coding region: 1-1188 (395 amino acids)
Biological process (GO): L-valine biosynthetic process; L-leucine biosynthetic process
Cellular component (GO): mitochondrion
Molecular function (GO): branched-chain-amino-acid:2-oxoglutarate transaminase activity
Source: RefSeq, a predicted model, not a curated record